AUGAUUUACAUCCUCAACAGAUCACCGACCAAAGCAGUUCGGAACAAGACACUGAUACAUGCGUGGCACCAUAGUAGGCCACAGGUGGAUCACCUCAAAGUCUUUGGGUGCAUAGCUUACGCACAUAUCUCUACCCCAAACCGAGACAAGUUUGACCAGAAGGGAGAGAAGCUGAUCUUCACCAGCUACAGUGAUGAGUCCAAAGGAUAUCGUCUUUACAAUCUAGUAAAGAAUGAAGUGGUGGUUUCCCAAGAUGUGAUCUUUGAUGAGAUGGAGGAGUGGAAUUGGGAAAAUCCAAUUUCUCAAUCUCUACCAAGUUAUGAAAUUCUGGAGGAUUCAGCAAUUCCAGAAGAUCCCAGCAACAACCCUGAUCCAAUUGCAAGUCCAGAAAUUUUUUUUUGCACCUAG
Messenger RNA from Linum trigynum, 408 nucleotides. The record is from the annotation of a GenBank genome assembly. NCBI's taxonomy places the organism in Eukaryota, Viridiplantae, Streptophyta, Magnoliopsida, Malpighiales, Linaceae.